This is a messenger RNA of Chaetomium fimeti, 1131 nucleotides long. RefSeq lists its product as uncharacterized. The record is from RefSeq and is a predicted model, not a curated record. Gene Ontology annotation, biological process: translational initiation. Gene Ontology annotation, molecular function: RNA binding; translation initiation factor activity. NCBI's taxonomy places the organism in Eukaryota, Fungi, Ascomycota, Sordariomycetes, Sordariales, Chaetomiaceae. The transcript has 4 exons. Gene Ontology annotation, cellular component: cytoplasm. Bases 202 to 675 code for a protein of 157 amino acids.
CCCAACUCCCUGCCCUGCGCCCCAAAAGAGUCAUAUAAACCCCACUGCGCCUGCCCCUCCCUCGCGCCUCGUUUCUCACUUCCCAUCGGCAUCGCUCGGUAGUAACACCGACCACAAAAAUCGUGCAGGCAGGUCCUCAUCCUCGACUUUUGCGCAAACCGAUUUUACUCGCGGAUACUCGCCUGAGCGCGCCUUGUCAAUAUGCCGAAGAAUAAGGGAAAGGGUGGCAAGAACCGCCGCAGAGGAAAGAACGAGAACGACAAUGAGAAGCGCGAGCUCACCUUCAAGGAGGAAGGGCAAGAGUACGCCCAGGUUCUCAAGAUGUUGGGGAACGGAAGACUCGAGGCCAUGUGCUUCGACGGUGUCAAGCGUCUCGGCCUUAUCCGAGGCAAGCUCCGGAAAAAGAUCUGGAUCAACAACGGCGACAUCAUCCUCGUUUCGCUGCGCGAGUACCAAGACGAGAAGGGUGACGUGAUCCUCAAGUACUCCGCCGACGAGGCUCGUUCUUUGAAAGCCUACGGCGAACUCCCCGACACAGCCAAGAUCAACGAGACGGACACGUUCGGUCCCAACGAAGACGGCGACUGCGGCUUCGAGUUCGACGAGGACCGCGACAGCGAGGAAGAGGGCGAGGGCGCCACCGCCGGCAAGGACAUUGCCAUCGACGAUAUCUAAACUGCCGCUGCCCCGCGAGCCAAUAUCAUCCUCCACUCCUGGGGCGGGAACCACCCCUUCUGACCUCGACCCGACUCUUUCUUGGCUCUUGCCAAGAAGGGGGCGUCAGUCGGGGAACGGAAAGUAAAAAAACUGUCUUCUCUCUCAAACCUUGGUCAUGCGGCUUGCCGUGUAGCCGAGAGUUCCCCGACAGUUGGUGGGCAUCUCGUCUUGGUGGUGGGGGUAGGGUCUAGUCUGAAAGGGGACGGGUUUGGUCGUGAUGGGAGAGACGUCAUCACCGGGCCUGUCCCAUGUUGUUGUUUUAGAGGUUGAAGUAGUUCGUUAGGGUAAUGCUAGCAGUUUGCUUGGCCUGGCUUUUUGUCUCGCGGGAUAUGAGUCUUAUGCAUCGCGAGAUCUCAUGCAGCGAAAAAUCAAGUAGUCAAUUAUAUACAUCACAUGCGCUCGGUUUUCAGUGAA